AUGAACCCCAAACACCCCACUCCAAUUCAUUCCAACAUCAUGCGUGUCGCAGUGGCGGGUACCAGCGGCUUGGCGCAGCUUAUCGCACACUAUGUUAGGGAGGAAACAAGCCACCAGCUUGUAAUGCUUUCGAGAAAGGCACAACCAAAUCUCGAGGCCAGAGGCUACCAGAUUCAAGUGGUAAACUAUGACGACUUGAACUCUCUUGAGCAUGCCCUAGCAGGCAUAGACAUCAUGAUCUCCACGGUCAGCGGUCCUCCGCAGCUGGCGCUCAUCAAAGCAUCGGUCAACGCAGGAGUGCGUCGCUUUGCCCCCGCCGAAUUCGAGGGCCCUCCAUCACUGCGCCAAAACAACGAUCCGUUAGACCGUGGCAGGGCGUCCGCGUUGGCAUACCUUCAGCACUACCGCUCAUACUUUGAAGCAACGACCGUCUUCGUCUGCGGCGUUCUCUACGAGCGCUUUCAGCCGGGCGGGCUGGCUGCUGGCCGCCUGGGUUCCUCGACUGGCGUUGGUCAGGAAGGACACUACAUUCUGGAUCUCCGCUACAUGACUGCCCAGGUGCCGGCGUACGAUUCGGCCAAUAACCCGUCUUACGUUUGCAUGACGGCGGCCCAAGAUGCUGCACGACUAGUCGUCGCAGCUCUGGACAUGCCUACAUGGCCAGCUGAAUUCCGCAUGUGCGGCGAAAGGCUCAAAGUCUAUGAUUUGGUCUCUAUUGCCCGGAGUGUUCGAGGAAGGGAGUUCUACACGGAGCCAGCUGUCGAAAGUGCACAGACGCUGAAGUACAAAGCAUCGCUCGCGUCGACGCAAGCGGAACAGUUGAGGCUGCAUAAUCUUGCUGCUACGGCUGACGGGCAGCACGACUUCGCCGAUGCGAAUCUCAACAGCUUCUUCCCUCACAUCCGCAUGACCCGGUUCAGAGAUUGGCUGACAGCGGCCUGGGCUGGCGUCCCUUGA
Molecule: messenger RNA, 957 nt
Organism: Lasiodiplodia theobromae
Lineage: Eukaryota; Fungi; Ascomycota; Dothideomycetes; Botryosphaeriales; Botryosphaeriaceae
Product: NmrA-like family protein
Exons: 3
Coding region: 1-957 (318 amino acids)
Source: RefSeq, a predicted model, not a curated record